AUGGAGAUGACCUUCUUUUUGAUAAUUGGUGCGCUCAACAAGUAUCUGCGGUACCCCAAAUUCCAGUUCUGGUAUAUCUCCUUGCAGCUUAAGCUUUCGCUGUUCGUUUUCAUUAGAUCGCUUUGUCAAGCCAACUUCAGGCUCUACAUUGACACUCUCCACAAGAUGUUGCCUUGGUUUUUUGCACUCAAUCACACUAAUUAUGCAUGUUGGCUUCCCGUUCAUCUUCGGGAUACAAGUGCAGUUCAGCAGACAGCCCCAGGUGUCUUCCUUCAGUUUGAAAAGGGGUUGUUCACAGUCCACAAGUCUCCAAGGCGGUUUUCUGCUAUUGCUAUCUAUCAGGCGCACGAAGAGAACAAUGGGAUGGUCAAAGGGGAUGGUGGGGCUGUGGGCCUUACAGAGAACCCUAGUGCUCUCCGUCAAUGGAUGAUAUCAGGGCCGGAAAUGGCAAGACUUGUGAGCGAGUUUCAAGCUUCUAUGACAACAGAGGUCGAAGUUCAAGGAGCAGAUCAUCAUGAAGUACAAAGAAGCUCUCAAGUGUCAUUUUUCAAAGACAUGAAAUCCCUAGUCACAACGAUUAAGGAUUUUGGUAACCCUUUCCUGGAAGAAAGUGAAGACCUUAUCGUUAUGGACACUAAAGAAAUUGCUGGGGCAGCUGCAGUUACAAUUUUAUGUCAGAUAGAGGCCAUUGGUAAACAGCAGUUUAACCAAUUCAUAACUGAACGUCUUUUAAAUCGAACAAAGUCACUGUAUGAUCCUAUCAAGAGAAACAAAGUCAGUUUGUUCAAUUUUUCUGCACCAAAAGAAUCAUGUAGGACGUCACAGUAG
Molecule: messenger RNA, 828 nt
Organism: Porites lobata
Lineage: Eukaryota; Metazoa; Cnidaria; Anthozoa; Scleractinia; Poritidae
Source: the annotation of a GenBank genome assembly